This is a messenger RNA of Mytilinidion resinicola, 623 nucleotides long. RefSeq lists its product as uncharacterized. Bases 150 to 557 code for a protein of 135 amino acids. The transcript has a single exon. The record is from RefSeq and is a predicted model, not a curated record. NCBI's taxonomy places the organism in Eukaryota, Fungi, Ascomycota, Dothideomycetes, Mytilinidiales, Mytilinidiaceae.
GUUCAGAUUCCCGCCUAGAAGAAUUGUGAGGACCGGAAAUUCAUGACCAUAGAGACCUGGGAGACGACGUGCAGGAUGUAUGAGUAGGUGCCCAUGGGAAUAGACGGGAUUGGAGUUGGAGGGACUUUUCUUUAUCAUUGCCUCAUUUGAUGGGUGAUAGCAUGAGCUGGGCUGGAUUCACUUCAGUUGUGAUUAUUUUCAAGCAACAUUGGACUAUUCGGUUUCCUUUGUUUCAUGAUACCUAUCAUCACCAUUCACCAAGGCCGGUUUACAGUGGAUUAAACUUUGGAGUUCCAUCAAGGCACAUUGCGGCGUCUGAUAUCUGGUAUAUCUCACCGUCUACUCUUCCAUGGCGGACCAGCAGGUCAUUUUCGGGUAGCAUGUUCGCGCUUUCGACCGUUCGACCUGUCAACUUUUUACCAUUCUUAUCUAUAUUCUUAUUCUUAGUCUUAUUGCUAGCGUCUUCUUUCAGACUGGUUUCCUUGAGUGGAAGAAAUCAAAAUAGCCACCUUUUGCACCAGCGACUACGCGUAGUUGCACAUAUACCCGGCUUUUAGGCUGCGGAUGGCACUGGAUUGGGUUGGCACAGUUUGGCUUGUACAUAUAACAGAAAGAUGAGGAUU